CCGAUUUUCAUCCACCCCCGCACACCUGCAUACACCGAAGACGCAAGCGGAAACGAGAGGCACACUCUCCCCCACGGCUGCCCCCGUCUUCUCCUCCCUCCACCACCACCCGCCGCCCCCUCCCCAAGCGAUCGACUCCCCGCCCUCCUCUCUCGCGCCAGUUAAGGACUUCCCGACCAGAAGGCAUUUCAACACUCCUUCCUAUGCUUGAUGUCAACUAUCAAAGAUGUUGUUUAGUGCUGUGGAGGUCAAGUAGCAUUGGAUCAUAAAUUCUCCUAGAACAAAACAGGCAUGGACCGUGCAGACACCUCAGGGUUUGUCAGUGGUGGUUGCUUCAGUACUACCCUCCUGCUGAUAUUCUUCCAUUUUGUCUAUUCUGUGGUCCUUGUCUGAAAGAUCUUCAGGUCCCUGUUCUUCAGUUCUUCAGUGCUUCAGUUGUCAUUUGCUCUCAUAUCGUUGUCAUACUGUUAAGCUGUGAUGGAUAACAGCUUUGUGGACAUCUCAAAUCAACCUCCAAUGAAUAACCCUUUUAUGCUAAUGGAACAGACAGCUCAAAGCUACACCAUGGUGAACCUAGGCAAGAGCACACCCCACAUGGACUGCCUGGUUUCUGCAAUGGCUAGUUAUGACCAUGGUAAUCAAGAUACACAGGAUAUUGGUAGCAUCACAACUAGAGAUGAUGGUUGCAGGUUAGUCCUGGGAUUGGGUCCAACACCAAAUUUUUACUCCGCAGAGUGCCAGCCCACUGGAGUAGACAAGCUUAAAGAAGCUCCUUCAUUAUCUGGCCAGGGUAUGACUAUAAUCGAUCCUGGGAUGCUGAGGCUGGGCCUUCAGAUGAAUGUUGCCCAAACAAUUCAACCUUUGCAAGCACCAGAUGGAACAGUUCAUUCUUUUCCUGUUGUUGAUGAGGCCUCAACAUCUGCUGCUGUAAGGAGCAUCGGUGGCUACAUGCCAUCCCUACUCUUUGCUCCACGCUCCGGUUCUUCUGCUGUCAAUGAUACCCUUCAAGCAGAAACCCAGGAUUCAUUAGACCUGACUGACAGCGACAAUGAUAACACUCAGCAUGGUCAACAUCACCUUCAGCUCAGCCCUGAGCCAUCUGCCAUGACAGAGGGUUCAUUUGGUGUGAGCUCUGACGUGGUCACUGCAGCAACCACAUCAGAACAAAGGAAUCAUCCGCGGCAUCCGAAGAAAUGCAGGUUCAAGGGCUGCUCCAAAGGUGCAAGAGGCGCAUCAGGGCUGUGCAUUGCCCAUGGAGGUGGGCAGAGAUGCCAUAAGCCUGGGUGCCACAAAGGUGCGGAGAGCAGCACUGCCUAUUGCAAGGCCCAUGGUGGUGGUCGGAGGUGUGAGGAGCUUGGUUGCACCAAGAGUGCUGAAGGGAAGACGGAUUAUUGUAUUGCUCACGGUGGAGGUCGUCGUUGUGAACAUGAUGGGUGUCCUAAAGCUGCACGGGGUAAGUCUGGGCGGUGCAUCAAGCAUGGUGGCGGGAAGAGAUGCACAGUGCAAGGUUGCAUCCGGAGCGCCGAGGGGAAGGCCGGACUCUGCAUUUCUCAUGGUGGUGGUCGCCGGUGCCAGUUCCCUGAUUGCGCCAAGGGCGCUCAGGGCAGCACAUUGUACUGCAAAGGGCAUGGCGGUGGCAAACGGUGCAUCUUCGAUGGCUGCAGAAAAGGUGCAGAGGGGAGCACGCCUCUGUGCAAAGCACACGGCGGCGGCAAGCGAUGCAUGUUUGAAGGUGGCGGCGUCUGCCCAAAGAGCGUGCAUGGUGGCACCGAGUACUGCGUGGCGCACGGAGGAGGAAAGCGCUGUUCGGUGGUCGGCUGCACCAAGAGUGCCCGUGGCCGCACCGACUGCUGCGUGAAGCACGGCGGCGGGAAGCGGUGCAAGGUCGACAACUGCAGCAAGAGCGCCCAGGGGAGCACUGACUUCUGCAAAGCCCACGGUGGCGGCAAACGGUGCACAUGGGGAACGGGCUGCGAGAAGUUCGCCCGCGGCAGGAGCGGCUUGUGUGCCGCGCAUGGGACCUUGGCGGCCAAGCAGCAAGAGUGCAACGCGGCGAAGGACGGCGCCGGCAUGAUCCCGCCUGGCCUCUUCAGUGGCAUCGUGACCGUCGCUGCUACGAGCAGCAUGACGAACGAGUACUCGUCGUCGGGCAUCAGCACCGCGUCGGACUGCGACGGCACGGUGAGGAGCCAGGCGAUGAUGAUACCUCCCCAGGUGCUGGUGCCUCGCUCCAUGAUGCCCUCGCCGUCGUCUGAGCCUACUGUGCAGGGGGGCAGAGAGGGAGGCUGUGCCGUUCCGGAGGGAAGGGUGCACGGUGGUGGCCUCUUGUCACUGCUCGGUGGCAGCUUCCGGAACGCCGACAUGGAUAAGCUUUGAAUUGCUUCCCCGGCUCCCAAAUUCUGUUAGUUUGGUUGUGUACAUAAACAAGGCAAAUUUGUUGCCGAUUUGAACUUCUAUGGCGCUUUCCUUUGUCUAGAUAACUGUUUCGUGGAUGGUUAGUCCAGUCCCUUGUACAUUCCUGUCCGUGCCAAUUGUCCUGAACACCUUUUCAUGUCAGUUUAGUCAGUCGUAGAAACUGGCAAUAAAAUUUGUGUAUUUGUUUA
This is a messenger RNA of Oryza brachyantha (malo sina), 2603 nucleotides long. RefSeq lists its product as uncharacterized. Bases 478 to 2376 code for a protein of 632 amino acids. The transcript has 2 exons. NCBI's taxonomy places the organism in Eukaryota, Viridiplantae, Streptophyta, Magnoliopsida, Poales, Poaceae. The record is from RefSeq and is a predicted model, not a curated record.